Messenger RNA from Anopheles moucheti, 2151 nucleotides. It is a transcript of the gene phr, whose product is annotated as deoxyribodipyrimidine photo-lyase. The transcript is spliced from 2 exons. Bases 92 to 1750 code for a protein of 552 amino acids. Gene Ontology annotation, molecular function: deoxyribodipyrimidine photo-lyase activity. Gene Ontology annotation, biological process: photoreactive repair. NCBI's taxonomy places the organism in Eukaryota, Metazoa, Arthropoda, Insecta, Diptera, Culicidae. The record is from RefSeq and is a predicted model, not a curated record.
UGUACACAGAACGCGGAAAAGGCGCGCGCGUGUUUCUUGUACGAUUUGUUCGUUUCCAGCUUUUGGUGUUCGUUUGUCCAGCUUCUGUUUUAUGUUCUGCAUAAGAUUAAUAUCGUUCUCAUCAAUCGAGUUUUCAUUGAAUCCCGCAUCGUACAGGCUUCUCUGCCCUUUGACUACCAGCCUAAGCAUGAAGAAAUCGGCAAAAUCAUCUUCCACAUCCUCUGCGGAACCAGCAGCAAAGAAACACAAACCAAAUGACGGUCCACCGAAAGCUUCCAAUAGUAAGGCGGAUGGUGCCAGCUCCGAAGAUUACGUAGCACUGUUCAAGGCAGAUCGCAAAGUGACCGCAAAGUCGAUACUGGAUUUCGAUUUUAGCAAGAAACGUGUUCGCAUCCUUUCGGACGCCAAAAGCAUCGAAGACGGUAAACGUGGCGUACUGUACUGGAUGUCCCGUGAUGUACGGGUGCAGGAUAAUUGGGCGUUUCUGUUUGCACAGAAGCUAGCACUUAAGAACGACCUGCCAUUGCACGUGUGCUUUAAUUUGGUACCGAAAUUUCUGGACGCUACCAUACGCCAUUUCAAGUUCAUGCUGGCGGGUCUGGAGGAGGUGGCGAAUGAGUGCGAAAAGCUAAACAUUCAGUUCCACCUCUUACGGGGCAAUGCUGGGGAUAAUGUGCCGGAGUUUGUGCGAAAACACAAAAUAGGUAGUGUGGUAUGCGACUUCAGUCCGUUACGGGUACCGAUGAAGUGGGUAGACGAGGUGAAACGGUCACUCCCGGUGGAGGUCCCACUGUGUCAGGUUGAUGCACACAACAUCGUUCCGGUAUGGGUCACCUCCGACAAGCUGGAGUAUGCGGCCCGUACGAUUCGCAACAAGGUGAACAACAAUCUUCCAACGUACCUGACACCGUUCCCGCCAUUAGUGAAGCAUCCGUUUACGGCAAACUUCGAGGCGGAUCCAAUCAACUGGACGAAGGUGCUGGAUACGCUUCAGGUUGACCGAUCCGUCGAUGCCGUUGAAUGGGCCAAACCGGGUUACAUCGAAGGUGUAAAUACCCUGCAAAGCUUUGUCGAAAAACGGCUAGGGAAGUUUAACGAUAAAAGGAACGAUCCGACCGAAAACGCACUGUCGAACCUUUCACCCUGGUUCCACUUCGGACAGAUCUCGGUCCAGCGCGCCAUUUUGACCGUUAAAAAGUACGGUAAACGGUACAGCGAAAGUGUAGCGUCGUUUUGCGAGGAAGCGAUCGUACGCCGCGAACUAUCGGACAACUUUUGCUUUCACAACGAAAACUACGACAAUCUCAAGGGUGCGUACGAAUGGGCCCGUAAAACGCUGGACGACCACCGCAAGGAUAAGCGCGUGUAUUGCUACAGCAGGGAAGAGCUGGAUACGGCCAAAACGCACGAUGACCUGUGGAAUUCGGCCCAACUUCAGAUGGUAAAGGAAGGCAAAAUGCAUGGCUUUUUAAGGAUGUACUGGGCGAAAAAGAUUCUGGAGUGGACAAAAACACCCGAGGAAGCGCUUGCAACGGCUAUCUAUCUGAACGAUCGGUACAGCCUGGACGGGCGCGAUCCAAACGGGUACGUCGGUUGCAUGUGGUCCAUUGCGGGAAUUCACGAUCAGGGAUGGAAGGAACGUGAGGUUUUCGGCAAAAUUAGGUACAUGAACUACGAGGGUUGUAAGCGUAAAUUUAACGUUAAUGCGUUCGUUGUCCGCUAUGGAGGUAAAGCGCAUCAUCGGAAGUGAAUGGAUAGACGGGAUUUCCCUUGAGGGGGUAACCGUUAUAUCAGCGGUUCAGUUACGCGUUACUUCCACGUGAGAUUUUUGUUCGAUUUGUUUAAACUAUUUCAGUUCAUCUGUUAAAUCCCAAUGAUCAGUUAAAAGCACCAUUUUUGUAUUUUAUACCUCUGAUAUUGGAGUGCGUUAAGAGUGAGGAUACUCUCGGUUGUGUUACUAUUUCCAUGAAUGUAUUUUUCGUUUUAUAAAAACGUCUACCUCUGCAAGUUAGGUUAAGCACAACACAUUACUAGUGUUAGGCAUUUAAGGCACGUAAGACAACUAAUUAAGCACUAAAAUGUAACUCAUCUAAAUGGAGUUUGUGCGAUAAUUAACGAUGCCGCUUCCGUGUUCAAGAAAACUACAGUACA